UUUAAUUACUUUUAGAAAAAAUAAAAUUUCAUUAUCUAGGAUGGUGAAGAAAUUUGAAGAUAAUUUUUGGGAUCUGGAUUUUAAUGGCACCUUAGGAUAUGAUAUGUUGUUGCUACGCUUAAAAGAAGGAAAGAAAUUUUGUGACAGCUUUACUGAUUUUCUUAGAAACAGAUCUAAACUUGAAGAUGAUUAUGGAAAAAAUUUAAUAAAACUCUCUCAGUCUGGUGCAAACAUAGAUGAAUCUGGUUCAUUAAAAGCAUCAUGGGAUAGCAUUAGAAAAGGGACAGAAUAUGUUGGAAAUAUUCAUUGUGAACUAGCGAAAAAAUUGAAUGAUUUAUUGGAUAGAACUUCUAAGUUCCGCGAAAAGUAUAAAAAUGAACAGCUUAAGGUUGAUGAUAAAAUGAAAAAAUCUCAGAAAGAAAAAAAAGUUGCAUAUGAAAAUUUGAAUAAGGCUAAAAAAGUUUAUGAACAGCGAUGUAGAGAAACAGACCAGUGUCAAGAAUUGUAUGAUUCAAAAUCUUCUUUUACACAAAAGGAAGAAGAGCGGCUGAAAAGAAGUUUAUCAAAGUCAAAAACAUAUGCUGAAAACUCAGACUCAGUUUAUCAAAGCAGCGUAAAGAUUCUUGAAGAUUGUCAUAAAAAAUGGGCGUCUGAUAUGGAAGAAGCAUGUCAGGUUUUUCAAAAUUUGGAAGAAGAACGAAUUCAAUUUCUUCGAAAUGAAUUUUGGAUUUACACAAAUUUAGGAUCCACUCAAGCUGUUGAUAUUGAUGAAAAAUAUGAAGACUGUCGUAAAGUGAUUGAAAAAUGUGACCAUAACUAUGAUAUUGAUCUUUUUAUAUCACAGAAAAGAACUGGUUCUGAGAGACCAGCUUUCAUAACAUAUGAAAAUUUUUAUUUCAAUACCAAAAGUUCACUUGGGCGAUCUCAAUUCAAAAUUAAUGAGAGUUCUAUAGAUGAAGGUGAUUAUACAACAAUUGGUCAAGUUCGCAGUGUUUCAUCAUCAACUCUCUCAAACUUUGCAAAAGUUUUAUACGCCUAUGAUGCUCAGAGUAACCAAGAGUUAUCUCUUGCCGUUGGUGAUGUCAUAGAGAUUCUUAAAAUUGAAGAUGACCAAUGGGGCAUAGGUAUUUUAAAUGGGCGAAGAGGUGCUUUUCCACUUAACUUUGUACGGAGAUGAAAAAGUUAUUUAGAUAAUUUACAAAUUAUAUUUUUACUUUAUAUAAAUUUUUUUAUCGGUAAAAUGAGUAUACAUACAUACAUGCAUACGCAUAUACAUAAAUGCACACAUAUAUGUGUGUAUUUAUGAAUAUAAGGUUUCAUAAAUUAACGCGUUUAAUAAAUUAGAUAUCGAAUUUAUUUUUAAAUAAUUAUUUUGACCUCCUCGUGUGUUCUUUUUUUACACUUACCUUUAACUGGAUUUAAAAACUUAAAUUACAAAAAUUGUUCUAAGUUGCCGAUGGUACAUAAAUAUUUGAGAAUCUUUAGUAUAUCACGGUGCUAUAAUAUUUUCUAAAAAAUUGUUUCCUUAGAAUUAAAUUUUAAUGGAAUUUUCAAAAAUAUUUAUAUAAAAAUUUGAAGUAAUCGUUUUGUUUUUCACUACUUUUUUUAAAACGCUAAAUAAGCAAAUAUGUUUUUUAAAGGUUUUUUGUUUCUUGUUUCAAUAUAUUUUUAAUGUGAAAAUUGUGUAAAAAUUUUUACGAGCUGAUAUUUUUACUUCCUGAUAUUUGAAAUCCAGUUUGUCAUUCAAUAAAUUUAAGAGUUUGUUUUGAACUAUAAAAUUAACUUAACAUGAAAUCUGUUUUUAAAGGUUUUGAGAUAAUUUCAAUUAAAAUGACUUUUUAAAUUUUAAAUAAUUUUGCUCUUUUUGAGAUCCUAAAUAAUUUACUUCUGAAGAAAUUUUUUUGUGAUAAUAUUAUGGCCGAUGGUGCAGUUCCUCAAAGUAUUUUUGAAAUGUCAUUUUGUUAUGAAGAACACUUAAAAGAUGUCAAAUAAAAGAGUUAUUUUUUGAACAACCCUUAUAACGUACCCAGAUUUAUAUGGCUGUCUUAUAAAGGCCUACCUUUUGUUGGUUAACCUUUAAAAUAGACACACGUUGUCAAUGAAAAAUAUAAAAAUAUAUUGUUGUAUUAUAUUUUGCAGAGUAUAAAAAAUUGGUUAAAUGGAGAAAAUUUUGUUUAGAAAUUUUUAUUGUAAACAAUCGUAAUUUUGAAAUUGUAUUUUAUGUUGUAAAGUUUAUAAUACCAACUUCAUGGUAAACUGAUUUUUAUGUCUAAAUUUUAAUGUAAAGAUGUCAAAUAGGAUAAUUUCUAAUAAUAAAUUGAAAAAUUA
Hydra vulgaris (swiftwater hydra) is the source of this 2328-nucleotide messenger RNA. RefSeq names its product proline-serine-threonine phosphatase-interacting protein 2. Gene Ontology annotation, biological process: actin filament polymerization. NCBI's taxonomy places the organism in Eukaryota, Metazoa, Cnidaria, Hydrozoa, Anthoathecata, Hydridae. The record is from RefSeq and is a predicted model, not a curated record. Gene Ontology annotation, cellular component: plasma membrane; cytoplasm; actin filament. Gene Ontology annotation, molecular function: actin filament binding.